UUCAAAAAGCUCCCAACGUCUCCUCGUGAGAACUUCGGACUGUGUGUACUUUCAUUGUGACUCGAGAAACGGACGAAGACGACCGAGGUGGGUACAGACGUUGUUGUUGUUGAUCGGGACACCUAUCCCUAUCCAGACCUCGUCUCACCUGAGCUCGACAGGACACUCGGAAAUGUCCAUGGAAAGCUAUUCAGCGUUGGAUGAGCCCUCUCUCCGAGCUUUGCUGGAUGGAACUGUGGAUCUGGACGAGAGGCGCUGCAUCCGUUCAGCCAUCCGGGAGCUGAGGAGGAGGGAGAUUGAGGACAUGGAGGCAGCUCUGGCUAGCAAGAGAUUUCGACCCACACGCCUCAAUCAGCAGGAGGACAAGGAGAACCAGCACAGGUCAGAAUCCAACGAGAACUUGGAUGGGCUGAAACAGAAACUGCAAUCAAUCCGGGACAUCGACGAGCUUCAGCAAAUGCUCAACGCAGCCAGCGAGUUCAAGGAGAGGAGAAUGAUCCGAGCGGCCAUUCGGCAAGUUCAAGAGGAGCAGCAGCAGGUGGUCGUGGAGAGGGGGAAGACUUCUGGCUUGGAGCCUGAGGGUGUGCAGUCCCAGAGCAGCAUGGGAACUGGGGAGACUGAGAAGGAGAGCCGCAGUGAGCGUAUCCGAUCUCAGAUCUGGGAGUUAAGCAGCCAGCAGACACAACAAAACAGAGAGCAACAGAGAAUAGGUUCCAACUCAGGGAUGGUGUUGGUUCUGGAUCACCUGGUAAAGGAUGAUGGACCUCUGUUGAUCCAGCCUCAGCGAGAAGCUGUGACCAAGGAGGCCGACCUGGUUAUGUCUCACUGUCAGAGGUCAGACUCCUCCGAUCUUAGCGCAGCCUCGAUGCUUUCCAAGCCCAAUCUGGAUUCUGUGGCCUCAGAGAAAGGUCUGGGCUCAGCUUACAGAGCCCGGCUGGACUCUGGAGCCUCAGACAAGAGCCAGAGUUCCUCCCAGCGUGGUCGGCUGAACUCCGGGGCAUCAGACAGAAGCAUCAACUCCCAGUCCUGUGCCAGACAGAGAGUGGGCUCAGAUGUCUCGGAUUCAUGCGUCAGACCCCGUCUGGGCUCCGAGACUUCAGACAGCAUCGGCCUGUUGUCAAGGAAGCGGACGGUCUCUGGCACAUCUGAUCAGAGUGCGAGCAUGUCCUCAGAGGAGCGGGCACCAUCGGAGGAGGCGGAGGUAGCCGGGAGUGAAUCGACUUGCAGCACAGAUUCAGAAACUGACAGCAGAAGCCGAGGUUCAGCCGGCACCCAAGCUGAGUCUAACCAGGAGGAGCCUGAUGGGGCGGUUUUAUCUCGGAGAGAUCCCGUAAAUGGCCUGCUCAGCGGGAAAACUGACAUCCAGAGACAAAAGAUAACUGUGGGCAGUGACCUGUCCCGCUCUUAUGGCAAAACGAGGGAUUCUGCACCCGAGAAGAAAGCUGUUAUAUCGGAGCAGUUAAGUCGCACCACCUCUGUUCGUGAUCGAAUGCGCAAGUUUGCAGAACUUGAACAGAGUUCAAAUGUCUCAUCUUUAAAGAAAACUCCUUUGAGGAAUGGUUCCUUCUCCAGCAGCACUGGCCAUGCAAAUGUCUCCAGAGCUACCGAGCUGUUUACACACUCAGCAGCAUCCCUCAGCACAUCUGGAGACAGGCCAGCACGGUCACGUGUGGGCUCUGCAUCUGCAUCCGUGAGUCAGGUCGUGCCUCAGCCAAGAGGCGUGGCUAACAAGUCUCUGUCUUCAGCUGACCAAUCGCAGAGCUCCAUGGGUGGGAUGGGACAUCCAGCUCAAAAAGAUGCGCACGCCUCCGAUAAGUCAAAGGAAGACGGGACCCCAGGGAUAGCAGCUGGAGAAAAGGUCACCCAGGGAGAGGCAGACCCAGACAUGAAGACCUUCCUCACCAUUGAGAUCAAGGAUGGACGCACCACCACUUCCUCCUCAUCAACCACCAGUAGAGGCAACAUUAUACCCAUCACCCACAUGACCCCACGCAUCACUCCCAAUGCCCUGGUGGGGCAAAGGCAAGAGUUGACCCUCGGCCUAAGAGCCACACCAUUUAAGAUCUCUUCCUCCAGCUUCUCCUCUGGACCCUCCAUCAAGAUGGAGACGGGGCCCGUCGUCGCUUCUGAGCCAGUGUUUUCAGCGGUCUCGUCUGUCCAGCGUCACGUCCCACUCAUUCCCAAUGGCUCUGGCGCUCAAACCAAACCUGCUGAAUUCUCCGGGAAACUAACGGCUGAAAAGCUGGCUGCGAUCGAGGAUGAAGAGCUCCUCGACAAAAUGCUCGAUGAGUCAAAAGACUUUGAGGAGAGGAAGAUGAUCCGCGCAGCCAUGAGAGACCUCCGUAAAAGAAAGAGAGAGGCCAUGCUGGGAUGUACUCAAGAAGAAAUGGACCAGAGAGAAAAGGAACGCGAAACCCGCCUGCAGGAGCUCCGGCAGCAGAGAGAAGACCGGGUGCAGAAAGGUCGUGCCGGGGUCGGAGCGGGAGAGGUGGUCACGAGCAAGGUGGAGAAGUCGGCAGAUGGGUCAGCCGUCGGCCAAAUCACCAAAACGAACCGCUUUGCUCAGUCUGAUGAUGGGAGCAAAUCAACACGCAGUACUAUUGUCGAGUCCAGUUAUGUGCAGAAAACAGACAGAGGGACAGUCCAGUCAAAAUCAUUCAGCUUCACCUCUUCCACCUCCACUAACACGAGCAAAAAAAUAGGAAGUGUGUUCGACCGCGAGGACGACGCGUCGUCGCGAAGCGGCAGCGGCGGGUUGGCCGCCAUCGAGCGAAGGCAGGCGGAGAGGCGCAAGGAGCUGAUGAGGGCUCAGACGCUGCCGAAGACAUCGGCCAUGCAGGCCCGCAAAGCCAUGAUAGAGAAGCUGGAGAAGGAGGGAGGCGGCCCUGGAAAUCAGGCGGUGGCCAAGGUAAACAAAGUCCAGCGCUCCACCAGCUUUGGCGUACCCAAUGCAAACUCCAUCAAGCAGAUGCUCCUCGACUGGUGUCGUGCCAAGACCCGCUCAUAUGAGCAUGUGGAUAUUCAGAAUUUUUCAUCCAGCUGGAGUAACGGCAUGGCGUUCUGUGCCCUGGUGCACAAUUUCUUCCCCGAAGCCUUUGACUACAACUCCCUGAGCCCGAGCAACCGCAGGCAAAACUUUGAGGUGGCCUUUAGCGCUGCAGAGACCCACGCCAACUGCAUGCCUUUGCUGGAGGUGGAAGACAUGAUGAUCAUGGGUAACAAACCAGACUCCAAAUGCGUCUUCACCUACGUGCAGUCUCUGGUCAACCACCUGCGCAGGUAUGAGAUGUCCAUGGGUCGGCCCUGUGACCUCUGACCUGUUUUCGGGCUCCUCCCCCCCCCCUAACCUUCACCUGAUGAUGGCCUCUGCUCUGACAGCAGGCUGGGUCAAACAGUUGCACAUCUCUGAUGGUCGGCUUGGGGAUUGUAAGCAUGUGUGUAUGUAUCAGUUAAAAUCAGCUUAAAAUGUUUUCCGGCAGUGAUAAUGUGUGUUGCUUAUUCUGGACACACACACACUGUCGACACAAAAGUCCAGUAAGAGAUCAGCAGCAGCAUGAUUCUUAAAAAGACCCCUUUGUUUUAAAAAAAAAACAAAAAACUCCAAGUAAUAUUCAACAGGCAGUAGUUUGAUCACAUUGCUGUUGUACUGAGAAACGGCUCAAGAGAGAAAAAAGAAAAAUAGUUUUCUAGUAUUUGCAGUUUUUUGCAGUAUUUGUACGUGCGUUUUUCUCUGCUACACUUUUGUAAGUACUGUAAUGUGUUUGCACUUCUCUCAGUAAUCUCACUGAAAAAGAAAAAACUUAUUAUUUCUAUUCAAUUUUGGUACUUUUACUUUUUUUUUUAACCAAACUCAUGUUGCUUGAAGUGUUUUAAUUAAGUUAUUUUCAUUUUGAUGUAAUUGAUGAGUAUAAGGAUUCUUAUUACGUGAGCACAGGGAUUUUCUGCAUUUGUUAUUCAAAUGGAUUCAACAUCGUUGCUGUAAUCUCACUUUUCUGAAGUCCAAACAGCUACUGAGGACAUUUACUGGACAUUUGAUCCAUCCUGUAUGACCACACCACCACCACCAUCAUCAUCAUCACCAUCAUAUAAGUAUGGAUGAAAGAUGCUAGCUGUUAAACUGAGGUUUGGAUUUUUUUUGUAUUUCGGUACAAAGAAGUCAUUCAGCUGAUUUGUGUCAUUACUGGCUGUUUGGUGGACAGCACACACACACCUCCCACCACCGCUGCAUUGCCCUGCCACACACAUUCUCACACAGCUGUUAGAGGGCUCCUUAUUUAUGCUUGAGUAGUUUUUAAUACGGUUAACGCUGGUGUGCACAUCGUGCUUUUAAAAGGUUUUGUCGAUAAGCUUAAGAUGCCACAAUGUUAUUUUUUCCUGUGUGAAAGCCGGCUUUCAGUACAAACAUGAGGAUUCAUGACUGAUAACCAGCCAACUGUAUAUUUAACUAAAUGUAGCUAAGAGGAAACGGGACAAAAAUAAUUUUAAAUGAAUAUUUUAUUUCACUUGUAUAAAAUUUGGGUUUCUACGAGAAGAAAAUUUGGUUUCAGAGUUGAUUUAAAAGAAGCUUAUUUCUUAGAUUUGAGAGAUUAUUUGAGAACUAUCUGCUGCCGACAGAAAAAAAGCUUUCAUGAAGCAGUGGAGUAUUGUAUGCGUGUAUGUGUGUGUGUAUAUAUAUGAGAGCUAAAACACAUUAUUUCAU
Molecule: messenger RNA, 4699 nt
Organism: Pundamilia nyererei
Lineage: Eukaryota; Metazoa; Chordata; Actinopteri; Cichliformes; Cichlidae
Gene: smtnb
Product: smoothelin b
Exons: 21
Coding region: 173-3316 (1047 amino acids)
Molecular function (GO): protein binding
Source: RefSeq, a predicted model, not a curated record